Staurois parvus is the source of this 301-nucleotide messenger RNA. Lineage: Eukaryota; Metazoa; Chordata; Amphibia; Anura; Ranidae. The record is from the annotation of a GenBank genome assembly.
AUGACCAGAGACUGCGGACACAGUACAGGAGAUGACCAGAGACUGCAGACCUUUGGGGAGGGGGGGAAGCAGGUACCCGAAUUUUGCAGAUACCAGCUCCCACUUCCUUCUUCCCCGUUUUUUGGGACACGUGACAGGUCCCAAAAGACUGCCGGACCAUUCACAAAGCGCAGCGCUUCUCGUGCAUGUGCAGUGGGCACCUGGCUGUGAAGCCGCAAGCUGUCACAGCCGGGUGCCACACUAAAGACGCCCGUGCCAAGAGAAAAGACCGUGAGGACACCGCUGGACCGAAGAACAGGUA